Messenger RNA from Entamoeba invadens IP1, 857 nucleotides. RefSeq lists its product as hypothetical. Lineage: Eukaryota; Evosea; Mastigamoebida; Endamoebidae. The annotation marks the transcript as partial. The record is from RefSeq and is a predicted model, not a curated record. The transcript has a single exon.
AUGGUGUUAAUAUUAUUAUUUCUAAUAUUAAAUACUUUAAGUAUUGCUUCACCAAGUUCGUAUUGUAACAAAGUGACCGAUGGUGUAUGUACAGAGUGUAUAAAUAACUACUUUUUAGACGAUUCUCACCAAUGCAUAUCAAGACUUGAUUUCCAUUGUGGGGUGUCUUCAACAUACAGUCAAUGUGAAAAAUGUAGUCCAGGCUAUAAGUUUGAUUUUUCAAAUUACACUUGUGUUAUUGGAGACGAGUUGUGUGCUUCAAUAGAAUUUUAUAAUAAAGUUGCCACAUGUACAGAGUGUCCCAAAGGUUAUACAAUUGUGAAUGAGACCGAGUGUUAUGAUUGUUCUUUCUUUGGAAACUCUCUUUGUAAAAGUGCUACAAAAGACUGUUCUGUAUGUACCGAGUGUGUUAGUGGGUCUUACAUUUUAGAUGGUAAAUGUAUUAAAAUUUCCAACUGCGAAGUCGCUAAAGAAGAUGGGAUGUGUGAAUAUUGUAUAACUGGAUAUUACAUUGACAAAGAAAGUGGUACUUGUAAACUUGGUAAGAUCCCACUUUGUAUAGACUAUGAGUCUCAAUUUGAGUGUUCAGAAUGUAGUGGUAAUUCAUUCAACAACAUCACCGAAUGUAUUAAAAUCGACAACUGCCACGAGUCAGACGAAGAUGACGGAGGAAUUUGCACGAAGUGUAAUAAUGGGUAUGGGAUGGAUGGUAUAUUAAAGUGUUCGAAAUGUACUGUUGAGAAUUGUAAAAACUGUGACAUGAAUACGUCUAUAUGUCAAAGGUGUAAUGAUGGCUUAGCCAAAUUAGCAGAAGACAAAUGUGGAGAUUGUAGCCAAGUUCAUGGGUGUAAAGAGUG